AUGUUCAGGCUUCUGAGCCCGGUUUUGGCCUUCUUCUGGAAGAGGGCGGACCCCGCCGAGGAAGAGUGCAUGCAGCAGCAGGGGCUCCCACAAGAUGACAUCGAGUUGAAAACUGUGCAAGGAGUUGUGACAAGUUUCUUUUGCGAUUACGGCUUGAUUGAUGAGUCGAUCUACUUCAGUAGUGAUGUUGUGACUGGCAAUGUGCCUCUAAUAGUUGGACAAAAAGUUACUGCAGUUGUUGAAGCUAAUAAAACAUCUCGUGGAUUGAAAGCAAUCAGAGUGGAUGCUAUGCCUGAUCAUUUUGGUGGAGCUGUAUCAUCAGACCCAGGGACUAGAGUUGUAGUUGGUUAUGUUACUUCUAUAAAGAAAAAUAUUAUUUACAUUAAUUAAAACAUUUAUUUCUCUGUGGACAUUGUUUCUGAAGGUUUUGUGCCUUAUGAGGGUGACUGCUUAGAAAUUGAGUAUUCCAUUCAGCCGGAUACCUCAAACAUCAAGGUACACUCAGUGAAGCUGGCGAAUUGUAAGCACGUGGAUGAGGUGUGUAUCACCAGUCUACGUGGAAGAAAUGGGGUAAUAGAUGGUGCUAUCUUUUUCACGUUGGAUUCUCUGAAACUUCCUUUUGGAUACAUACCUAAAAAAUACGACAUUGUCAAUGUGGUUAUAGUGGAGAGCAUGCAGCCAUUCUGUAUUUGGAGAGCAAUUUCUAUCACCCCAGUGCAAAGGUCAUAA
Messenger RNA from Microcebus murinus (gray mouse lemur), 729 nucleotides. RefSeq names its product cancer/testis antigen 55. Lineage: Eukaryota; Metazoa; Chordata; Mammalia; Primates; Cheirogaleidae. The record is from RefSeq and is a predicted model, not a curated record.